Molecule: messenger RNA, 513 nt
Organism: Aspergillus costaricaensis CBS 115574
Lineage: Eukaryota; Fungi; Ascomycota; Eurotiomycetes; Eurotiales; Aspergillaceae
Exons: 1
Source: RefSeq, a predicted model, not a curated record
AGCACCUUGGACUGGUGUGCUCAGCAGUUUGGUGGCAAGCUGGAUGUCUUGAACUACAAUGCAGCUCGUGUCGCCCCCUCGCACAUCACUAAAGUCACUCCGGAGGAGCUGAAUCUCGACCUCCAAGUCUCUGCAGUGGGUACCCUUGUCGCAGGCCAAUGGUUCACCCGCAACGCCAACACCGACAAUAUCUCCAAGGGUGAGUGGCCGCUAUUCUUGGUCACCGGUGGCACGCUCGACAGAGAGCCGCAGAUUGCCUGCUCUUCAUUGUGUGCUGCCAAGGCCGCAUCACAAAGUCUCAGCCGUCUCUUUGCCCAGGCGCUUCCGCAGGAGGCUCAGAUUGUGGUCGGCAUGCCACUGAGCCGCGCAAGCAUUGUUGACCCGGAAACUGGUGGCUACACCGAGGGCUACCAUCCCGAUACUAUCAUCCAAACGGUGUUUAAGCCAUUCUUUGAGGACCGCGAGAAGCUACAGGGUGGAGUGGACAACUGGACCGUGGAGCGUGUUAUUUAA